AUGGAUUCGAGAUCUAUUAGUAAACUAAUGGUAGAAAGCACAUGUGACGAUGAUGCCACAAAAAGCAGCAGCUGCUUAGAGCCUGCAACUCCAACAAAAUCAACCGAAAAGAUGGAAAUAGAGUCUAAAAAGUCAAACCGGAAAUGUUUAGGCGAUAAAAUAGAGACUGAAGAUACAUUUGAUCCAGAAAAGAGUUUAUCGGGUCAAGGAACUUCAAAAAACAGUUCGGUAUCUGGUAAAUUAAGUGACGGAGUUAGCAGCAUUACAAUAACAAGUGGGAGUAGUAAAAUGAAUGAAAGGAUGGAUCUUGUUGAGAGUGGGAAGAGCAGUAUGUGUAGAGGAAGCACAAGUACGGAUGUAAGUGAUGAAAGCAGUUGUAGUGGUUUAAGCAGCAGUGUGAGCAAACCGCAUAAAUCAAACGAUUCAAGAUGGGAAGCGAUCCAGGCCGUUAGAUCAAAAGAUGGGGUUUUGGGUCUGAGCCAUUUUAGAUUGUUGAAGAGAUUGGGGUGUGGUGAUAUUGGGAGUGUUUAUCUCUCUGAACUCAGUGGUACCAAAUCUUAUUUUGCCAUGAAGGUUAUGGAUAAAGUCUCCCUUGAAAGCCGUAAGAAAUUGUUACGCGCACAGACAGAAAGGGAGAUUCUACAGUCUCUGGAUCACCCCUUUCUUCCAACUCUCUAUACUCAUUUUGAGACCGAUAAAUUCUCUUGUUUGGUUAUGGAGUUUUGUCCAGGUGGCGAUUUGCACACUCUCAGACAAAGGCAACCCGGGAAGCGAUUUUGCGAACAGGCUGUAAAGUUUUAUGUUGCGGAAAUACUCCUUGCUAUGGAGUACCUACACAUGCUGGGGAUAAUCUACCGGGACUUGAAGCCGGAAAAUGUUCUGGUGAGGGAAGACGGACACAUAAUGCUUUCCGAUUUUGACCUUUCCCUUCGAUGCUCCGUGAGCCCGACACUUGUGAAAUCGGCGUCUUUAGACAACGAACCCCUCGGAAGGAACUCAGGUUAUUGUGUUCAGCCCGCAUGUAUCGAGCCCACUUCUUGUAUCCAACCCUCCUGUGUGGUCCCCACGUCGUGUUUCUCGCCCAGACUUUUUAUGAGCAAGUCCAAGAAGAAAUCAUCAAAGGCCAAACCGGAGAUCAGACACCAGGUGACACCGCUACCGGAGCUGAUGGCGGAGCCCACGGGGGCCCGGUCGAUGUCGUUUGUGGGGACCCACGAGUAUUUGGCUCCUGAGAUCAUUAAAAACGAAGGGCAUGGGAGUGCGGUUGACUGGUGGACGCUUGGGAUCUUCUUGUACGAGCUUCUGUUUGGGAAGACUCCGUUUAAAGGCUCUGGGAACCGAGCCACUUUGAUGAAUGUGGUGGGUCAGCCGUUGAGGUUUCCGGAGUCACCCGUGGUUAGUUUUUCUGCUCGGGAUUUAAUCAGAGGUUUGUUGGUGAAAGAACCACAACACAGAUUGGCUUAUAAAAGGGGAGCCACGGAGAUCAAACAACAUCCCUUCUUUGAAGGUGUUAAUUGGGCCUUGAUUCGCUGUGCCAGUCCACCCGAGAUUCCCAGACCGCUUGAGAUUCCUUCGCCCCCGGUGGCAGCCGAGAAAAAGGUUGCUACCAAUACCAUUGCGGUUGCACCCGAGAAAAAGGGGUCGGAUAAUUAUCUUGAGUUUGAUUUCUUUUGA
Lactuca saligna is the source of this 1674-nucleotide messenger RNA. Lineage: Eukaryota; Viridiplantae; Streptophyta; Magnoliopsida; Asterales; Asteraceae. The record is from the annotation of a GenBank genome assembly.